AUGUCGCCUGGUCCUAAAGAUGGCGCGUCAUCACUUGGUGGCGUGGCCGCAUUUGGAAGUUCACGAUCGCGAAGUGCCCGAGCCGCACUGCCCGACACUCAAUCUUGGUCUUCUACGAGCGGUCUUUCCCUGCUAGCUCUCCUUCUUUUGAGCGGACAGCAGAGCCGGAAUCCAAACUAUCGGGCGAUUCCCACCAUCGGCAUUACAGUAUCUUCGCACACGGCACGCUUUGCCCCGCCAGCCCCUAAGGCUUUGAUGCAUUUUCGAAUGCCAUUUGCCCGUGCAUCUACCUCUCAUUCUCCUAAGGAAGGUCUAGAGCAUUAUGGGGUAGACACGAUUCCUCGGUACCUGGCUGAGACACUGGCUAUGACCGAGAUCGUCACAAGAUGA
Exophiala xenobiotica is the source of this 390-nucleotide messenger RNA. RefSeq lists its product as uncharacterized. Bases 1 to 390 code for a protein of 129 amino acids. Lineage: Eukaryota; Fungi; Ascomycota; Eurotiomycetes; Chaetothyriales; Herpotrichiellaceae. The record is from RefSeq and is a predicted model, not a curated record. The transcript has a single exon.